AGCUGUCCCAUGCCAAACCCACACAGCUGCCUCUUGCUUGCACUCUCAGUCUCCAUGUCUCUUCUGGGUUAUCCUGGACUUUGCAGUGCCACUUCUCAUAGAAAUCACUGCUACCUCCCUGUGACUCCCUCCAUCGCUGUCUGCUCAAAUGAUAUAAACCCUGCCUUCGGACAUUACUUACCCAGCAGCUACCAAGGAAAUCUCUGGCUUUUGGACCAUUGCCAAGACUCCUACUGCGAAGUGCCUUGCUGUGAAUCUUCUAACCAUGAGCUCAAGACUUGCACGGCAACUUGUGAUCCCAGGAACUCCUGUGUGCCUUGCAACUCCCCAUCUGCAACUCAAGUUGUUAGUGCCGGUGAAACUACCAACAUCAGAUCCAGACCCAGCUGUAGUCCCAAUACUGGGACCAAACGGUAUGUGUCCAAUUGCACCCCAGCUACUCGAUUUGCAUCUAAAGCCUGUCAGACGUCUCAAAAUGGCUCCCGCUGCAUAGGGCAAUUUAAUUACUUUCCCAAGAAUCUGCAGGCCCUAUAUCACUAUAGCCCGGGCAACAAUGGAUAUAGAAGCUAUAAAAAUUUUGGAUUCAUCAGCAAUGGCUCCUCUCCAUCUUACUAUAUUACCAGUAGUUACCAACCCCAAAGUUACCUAGUGAGAUAUUGCCAGUAUCCAAAUUAUGUGCCUUUAAGCUUCCCACCAGGGAGAUACUUAUGUGGAAAUUUUCAGUCUCUGAGCUGUAUACCUAGUACGUUUCCACCUCUGAGAUACUUAUGCAGCAGCAACAGACCUCUGAAUUGCUACUGAUUGACUUACAGCUUGUACGAGAGUUCUGAAGAAAUUGACGGAGCAAAUCUUACCUAGCUCUUACAUCUCUGUUAUUCUGCUAAAUUGAUUUAUUCCUCUCAGGAAGGUUGUUGCACUGACCUCAAGUGUAACCCCAGACCUGAUUAACCACUCAGGUGUUUGGUCUUCUCUUAGUACUCUCUGUAUAAAAUUCUGGUUCUGAGGGCAGCGUGAGCUCCAAAACUGACCAGAGGGGACUCACUGAAGAAAUUUUGUAUGAAGGACAACGAAGGAUAAUCAUCACUCUCUUUCUUUCCCUGGUUGUCACUUGUCCAUCAUUGUGACAAUCCUCUACCCGGUUUCAUGCAUGAUUUCAACCCACCUUUUCCAGAUUUCUCAACUUUUCAUCACAUAGUUGUGUUAACUGCCUGAUGAGCAUCUUGCCACUGAAGGGAGAAAUAAAAUUCCCCAAAACAUACUUAAUGGAGCUACUUUGUCCUUUCCCUCCUGACUGAUUAUAAAAAUGAGCAAGUAUCAAUAACAGCCGA
Messenger RNA from Acomys russatus (golden spiny mouse), 1328 nucleotides. Its product is annotated as keratin-associated protein 24-1. Lineage: Eukaryota; Metazoa; Chordata; Mammalia; Rodentia; Muridae. The record is from RefSeq and is a predicted model, not a curated record. Gene Ontology annotation, cellular component: keratin filament. Gene Ontology annotation, molecular function: structural molecule activity. The transcript has a single exon. Bases 10 to 801 code for a protein of 263 amino acids.